This is a messenger RNA of Hibiscus syriacus, 878 nucleotides long. Its product is annotated as PRA1 family protein D-like. Gene Ontology annotation, biological process: vesicle-mediated transport. Bases 121 to 672 code for a protein of 183 amino acids. The record is from RefSeq and is a predicted model, not a curated record. Lineage: Eukaryota; Viridiplantae; Streptophyta; Magnoliopsida; Malvales; Malvaceae. Gene Ontology annotation, cellular component: Golgi apparatus; endoplasmic reticulum. The transcript has a single exon.
CUGGAAUCAAACAAUAAUUUUACUGCAAAAUCCCUCUAUUAUCGUCUCUUCAAUUUCUAAAUUUCUGGGUUUUUUUUCCUUCUCGUCUUCUUCUUUUUAGGUGUUAUUUUUGCCCGGGAAAUGUCUUCUUUAUUCUCUAGCUUUAAGGGCACAGCCCAAUCCCUGACUUCAAUCCGCCGUCCGUGGCGGGAUUUCUUCGACAUCACUGCCGUCGACAUCCCGACGUCCUCCUCCGACUCCACCACCCGAAUCGCCCAAAACAUAACCCAUUUCCGCCUCAACUACACAAUAGUCCUCCUCGUAAUCCUCUGCUUAUCCCUGAUCUACCACCCUCUAGCCUUCGUCACUUUCCUCGUCAUCCUCCUCGCUUGGUUCUUCCUCUACCUCGCCCGCGAUCGCGAUGAGCCCAUUGUGAUCUUCGGCUCCCUGAUCGACGACCGCCUCGUCCUCGCCGCGCUUGUCGGGUUGACACUGGCCGGACUGGUCUUCACCGGCGUUUGGCGUAAUGUUCUGGUGGCGGUUGUCGUCGGAGUUUGUUUCGUGAUCUUGCAUGCGGUGUUGAGGAGUACGGACGAUUUGGUAAUGGAUGAUUUGGAGUCGCCCUAUGGACACGUGCUCGCUGAUGGGGAUGAGGAGCUCGAUAGUCCUAGAGGGGAUUAUUCUGGUAUUUGAUCAUUUGGGUCUUCUCUUUAGAUUGAACAUAGUCAUUUGCAGAAUUGUUUAACGUAGUCUCAUUGUUGACCAUGAAAAAUCAUCAGAAAUUAUCAGUUUUUUUUUUCAUUUUCCCACUACAAUCUCUUGCAUGUUUUCAAUAUUCUUGAACUGUUACGUUCUAAAAUUACUUUGAAUGGAAGUUGCUACUGUUGUUUUAGUUGAAU